GUCAAUUAAAACUUCAAUUAAAUACUAAAUUGAAAAUAAAUCGUCGAAUUCAGUUUGGAAUAAUAAUGUUGCGAUUUAUCAUACUUUAUCUGUGCACAACUGUGUUAAGCGUGGUGAUUAGCAAUGAACAAUAUAAAACGGUAAAAACAAAAAGUGGUUUAGUAAGAGGCUUGCGGCAAUAUACAAUUUGGCAUGAAAAACCAUUUUACUCUUUUCGGGGAAUACCAUAUGCAAAACCGCCAGUUGGUGAAUUGCGAUUCAAGGCAACUGAACCAGUUGAUCCGUGGUCAAAUAUAAUCGAUGCCUUUGAGUAUCCACCCAGAUGUUCUCAAAGAUAUAAAAGUUCACGUCCAACGAGCGAAAAUUGUCUUUUUCUAAACAUAUUCGUGCCAGAUUUGAAAAGAACGAUAAAUCUAGCGGUAUUGUUAUAUUUUCAUGGUGGAUUUUUCGCUUCUGGAAGUGGUGACGAUAAGGGAUUUGGGCCCGAUUUUAUGAUUGAACAUGAAAUCAUUCUCGUUACAAUGAACUAUCGACUUGGUAUGCUGGGAUUCAUGAACUUGGGUAUUCCAGAUUAUUCGGGAAAUAUGGGAUUGAAGGAUCAGCAAAUGACAUUGGAAUGGAUCUAUAAAAAUAUCGAAGCUUUUGGUGGCGAUAAAAAUAAGAUCACUAUUGGCGGAAGCAGCGCAGGCGGACGAUCUGCUGGUUUUCAUUUGAUAAAUGACGAAUCAUCAAAAUAUUUCAAUCAAAUGCUCAGUAUAAGCGGCACACCAAAUGGAAUUUAUAAUUAUCAAAAGGGCGAUCAUCGAUGUCUGGCGAAGAUUUUUUACGAUAAAUGUACAAGCACAAUUUCAAAUAAAAUGUGGAGAUUGUUUGGUUUGGAAAAGACCAAGGAGCCACCCAGCGACGAGGAAUUGGUUGAUUUUCUUAAAAAUGUUGACGUUGAUAAAAUCACGGAUUUCACUAGACAAACUACCAAUGACCUGUUUUCACCAUGGUCUCCAAUAGUCGAAAAAUCAAAUGCAAAACAUCCGUUUCUGCUGGAAGAUCCAAUGAGUAAAUUACAAAAGACGAAAAUUAACAAAACGGCCUAUUACACGUUCGCUGAAUUUGAGUAUAUAAUUUUAAUACAUUCCAACGCAAGUUAUUCUAAAGAUAUAGGGACAAUUCAUAGAAAUGCUCAUGUUGAAAUCCCAAUUUUCGGACACAGAACUUUGUUUAGGAAGAAACGUUCCUAUCUUGAGGAUGUAUUCAAACGAAUACGUAAAUUUUACUUUAGCAAUGCAUUGACGGACGAAGAAAAGUUAAGACAGCGUCUCAUCAUGGAUUCAGAUUAUUAUUUUGUUUAUUUUAUCGAAAAAUGGGUGGAAAAACAUGUUGCUGUUUCCAAUAAAAAAACCUUUUACCAUCGAUUUUCAGCACACACCAUACUAAAUCCACACAACAUCUUUGAAGGUGCUAGCCACGGUGAUGAGACAUUUUAUUUAUUUCGAUGUCGCGAUUAUAAUGACUUAUACAAAUAUAUAUUCAAUCAAGAUAACAGCAAUACUACGAUUGCUUCUGGAGUGAUGCAUAAUUUGCAAAUGUUGAUUACCAACUUUGUGAAAAAUGGAAAACCACUGAAUAACGGAGAUCCUGAUGAGUACUUUCUCCCAGUUCGUCGUUCGAGCGAAGCUCAUCAAUUUCAUUGUAUCGAUGUGACAAAUGAUGGAAUAGUACAUGGAUUAAUUGGUCCAAAUGGUAAUAGAACUAAAAUACUGGACAAUAUUGUGGAAGAAGUAAAGAUAUUGAUUGAAGAACAUGGAGACACAAUCACCAAAACACCAAUUGAACAGCAGUGUGAUGAAAUAAUUGGUUGGUAAAAGAUGGCACUUAUUUUCUUAAUAAUUAAGUAAAAUAAGUUGAUGCCUGAUUUAAUAUGAUGGAAAAUUAACUAACAAAAUUUUCUUAUAUACUAAUAUUGUAUUGGAGCUCAUAAAUAAAAUCAAAAUUAAAUAA
Molecule: messenger RNA, 1995 nt
Organism: Contarinia nasturtii (swede midge)
Lineage: Eukaryota; Metazoa; Arthropoda; Insecta; Diptera; Cecidomyiidae
Product: esterase B1-like
Exons: 11
Coding region: 66-1859 (597 amino acids)
Source: RefSeq, a predicted model, not a curated record